CAACUGCUUUGGUUAUUCAAUUCAAUUGAAACACAAAUGCUGGUGCAGAAAAUACACAUUUGCUUUUGAAAAUACUCUAGUACGAUUUCAAUAAUUAAUUUUAAUUCGAAAAAAAACCAAAGCUCGAGAUGGUUAUCUUCAAAUUCGUUCUUUGUUAUGAACUUCAUUGAUCUAAUGAAUUACACUUAAUAUUUUUUUUUAACAGUAUCAAAAAAGUGUGGUUGAAAUCAAAUUAAAGUUGUUCUCAAUAAACUAUACAGUGAAAUAGAAUCAAACAAAAUCAAUUAAGUAUAUUGUUUUAUAUGGUGUAUUAUCAGCAAUGGUUCCUUUUAAAAUUGGACAUUUUUCUGUCGGAUCAGUUGAAGAUCCUGUGUUUAUAAUAGCUGAAAUCGGUCAAAAUCAUCAAGGUUGCAUUGAAACAGCUAAAAAAUUAAUAAAGGCAGCUAAGAAAGUUGGCUGUAACUGCGUGAAGUUUCAGAAAUCUUGCUUAAGUGAUAAAUUUACCAAGAGUGCCCUUGACAGAUCCUAUUCUGGGAAAAACUCUUUCGGCAAUACUUACGGGGAACACAAGGCGUUCCUAGAAUUUUCAUUAAAACAACACAUAUUAUUAAAACAGUACUGCAAAAACUUGGAUAUAUUUUUUUCCGUUUCGGCAAUGGAUGAGGUAUCCUUGGAAGAAAUAGUAUCACUUAAAUUGCCAUUCAUUAAAAUUGGUUCCGGUGAUGCUAACAACUUUAAAUUAUUGGAAAAAGCUGCACAAUUACGAACCCCAGUUAUUAUAUCAACAGGAAUGCAGACUAUGGCAACAAUAAAAACUAUUAUUCAAAUUAUGGAAAAAUCAAACAAGACUAAUUUUGCAUUAAUGCACUGUAUAUCUUCUUAUCCAACAAAACCUGAAGAUUGCAAGUUGCUGACCAUUCAGUUGCUUCAAAACAAAUUUCCUAAUGUUUUGAUUGGCUAUUCUGGUCACGAAGUUUCUCCAUAUAUAUCUGAAUCUGCUAUUCUACUAGGUGCGAAGAUAAUUGAAAGACAUUUAACUCUGGAUAAAAUGCAGAAAGGUUCAGAUCAUUCAUGUUCUUUGACACCCAUGGAAUUUGAAUCUUUAGUCAAAACUAUUAGAUCAUAUGAACAUGCUAAGAUGUUGCAGAUACCUAAGUCUACACGAUUUAUAAUUAAUCAUUUCAAUGAUGACGAAAAUGUAAGAAAAUCUUUAGAAAAGAUAUGUGGACGAAAAAUUUUGAAUUGUGAACAAGCUUGUCGGAAAAAACUGGGAAAAUCAUUAGUUACUGCAAAAGUUAUCUUUAAGGGAGAAAUGCUGACACAAGAUAAACUAAAUGUUAAAGUAAGUCAACCACUUGGAGUAGUAGCAGAAAGAUUGUGGGAUUGUGUGGGACAAUUUGUGAACAAAGAUUUAAGCAAGGAUACACCUCUCCAGUGCAAUGAUAUUAUCGGAUUUGUAUAAGUUUUCAAUGAGUAACAUUAAAAGCUGUUUAAUGAAAAAAGACAAUGAAAAAAAGGAUUUAUCCAUUAUUGUAUUUAUAUUAUGCUUCUAAUACUUAGUGUUGAGUACUACAUCAGAUAUUAUUGUUUUUUAAACGCAUAGUAUAUAAUAUAAUAUUUAAAAAAAUGGAUUUGUUUUCUAUC
Messenger RNA from Eupeodes corollae, 1644 nucleotides. RefSeq names its product sialic acid synthase (gene NANS). Gene Ontology annotation, molecular function: N-acylneuraminate-9-phosphate synthase activity. NCBI's taxonomy places the organism in Eukaryota, Metazoa, Arthropoda, Insecta, Diptera, Syrphidae. Gene Ontology annotation, biological process: carbohydrate biosynthetic process. The record is from RefSeq and is a predicted model, not a curated record. The transcript has 3 exons. The coding region runs from base 320 to 1462 and encodes 380 amino acids.